This is a messenger RNA of Trichobilharzia szidati, 5026 nucleotides long. The record is from the annotation of a GenBank genome assembly. NCBI's taxonomy places the organism in Eukaryota, Metazoa, Platyhelminthes, Trematoda, Strigeidida, Schistosomatidae.
GCCGGUUUGUCAGAAUACAAUGAACCUCCUUGGACAAUUGGGAAAUUACAUUUAAGACCAGUUAACAAAAUACUUCAUCUGUGGAAUCCUGAGGAAUCAUCACAUCAUCAUUCUCCUAUUCUGGAAACUGCAAGUUCUCUACCAAACUUAGGCAUUCUACGUUAUUCCUCUUCAAGCACUAAUGUAAUCAAGACUGUAAGUUACAAAGACAGUCCGUCUAAAGAUGUUUCUCAACCAAAGAAUGACUGGAAGUAUAAAAAGAUUAAAUCGGACUUAUCAAUAAAGAAAAACAAAUGUUCAAAUGAACCUAAACAUUGUUCAUUUAAAUUUAAAGAAAGCCAAUCGAAUAGUGAAACAGAUGUAGCAAGUAAUAGUGAAUCUAGUGAUAGUUAUUCAACCGAAAAUAUUUAUAUAGAGAUAAAAGAAAAGAAAUAUUUACCUGUCUGGUCAGAACCAUUCGUUGUAUGCGUGCAGAGAAAUACUUAUCAGAUGCUGGGAUUUUCAGUGUCAUGUUUACCCAGCUUAUUUGGCCAAAAAGAAGAUGGGUUAUUAUUUAUCAGUGGCAUCUCUCAUAAUGAUAACAGUCAACUACAAGUUGGAGAUUGUAUUUUAUCAGUAAAUCAAGUAGAAUUGAAAAAUUUGGACACAGUCAAGUCAGUUGAAUUAUUAAAAACUGUACUGCCACCAGUUUAUUUGCAAGUUCAAAGACUGAACACAAUAAAUCUGCGUGACAACAUUGAUUAUGUAGAGGAUUUAUCAUCGACGGAUACAUUUACAGAGGAUGAUAUUGAAAUUAUCCAAAGAAUCAUCAACGAUUUUGAAGAGCGUGUCUUCAAUAACCAAAUGAAAUUUCAAGAUCAAUCUAAACUUUCUAUGACAGACAACACUGAAACAUAUAAUAAACAGCAAAGUAUCACUGAAGAUAAUAUGGAAAAUGUUGAUAUACAGGCUAAAAUCCAAAUGCCGAAUCGAUGUGCCAGAGUGUUACGUCGGAAAGUAUUGCAAUGGUUGCAUACAAAUCAGGUAAUGAAACUGCUAAAAGGUGGUAUAAAUCCAACGAAUAAAGAAAAAGUAAAUACUACUGGAGAAAAUUCAAACAAACAAAGCGAUUCAGAAAAGGAUGACAGUACAUUGUAUGGAGACGACGAAAGUGAGGAUUCUUUCAGUGAUGACGAAGAUGCUUGGGAGAAGGGUAAAGUUCCAAAAUAUUUGCUGAACAAAUACAGUGAACUGCCUGGAGAAAUCAUGACUUUUGAAUUACCUUUGAGCAAUUUACCUGUUGAAGCUGGGCAUAAUAAGAAGAUGAGUCUGGGUCUCAAACUUGCUGGGAGCAGAGAUCUUAAUCAGAUGAGUGUCUUUGUUUGUGGGAUUCAACCUGGCAGUAUUAUUGACCGUGAUGGGCAUAUAGAAGUUGGAGAUCAAUUGCUAGAGGUCAAUAAUCAAAUGUUAUAUGGUCUUAGCCACUUAAAUGCUGCACCACUGAUUAGAUCAAUUUAUAUGGAAGCGAUUGGAAGAAGCAACAAUAUCUUUCGACGGUCUAAAAUUAAUGGUUUAAGGUUUGUGGUUCAGCGUCAUCCAGCUAACAUAAGCCUUAUGGCAUCGAUUGUCGUCAACCACCACAAUGAUCAUUCAUCUGGUCGAUCUAGUAGACAUAACAGUGUAGAGACAACAGUUAGUACACUACCUUCACCAGUAAGGAAUGUAAAUAAAGCUAAGGAAUCAAUAGAACUGAUGAAUAUUGCAUUUGGUGGAUCUCAUGGACCUUUAGUUCAACAAACACAUUCCACUACAUUGUACCGGGGUUCUAAAGGUUAUGGUUUUGCUAUAAUGGAAGGAAGUCCAACAAAUGAAGACGGGAUAUAUAUUAAACAGAUAAUUGAAGGUGGCCCUGCAGAAAAGGAUGGUGUUUUAUGCUCAGGAGAUAGACUGAUCAAAGUAAAUAAGAAAGAUGCAACUAAUGCAUCGUAUGACACUGUUUUAGAAUGGAUAAGAGCGGCAAAAAAUGUUCUUCAGCUUCAAGUUACACGGUGGUCUUUCAGCACGCAAACCACUACAGAAGGAAAAUCAUCAAAUAAGCGUUUCUCUGAACCUUCUGUAUUACAGACAGCAGCAGCUGCUUUAUUUGGCAAAGACUUAGACAGUAAGAAAUUUCUGUCAUCAGUAAGCAAUUUCGGAGAUUUGAUAAACCAAAAAAGACUAAGCAUACUGCCUUCAACUGAAAAUGCCGUAAACUGGUUAUCACCCAGUCAAAUCGCAUCUAGAUAUCGUCGUGCAAGUUCUCCAAGCUUCAGCUAUAAACCAGAAUACAUUCCUCAUUCCACUUUGGAACCCAUUCUUAACUAUUCUACAACAUCAAUAAAUGUCCCAUCGGAAAGUGGAAAUUUUGAGAAGAUUUCUGUUUUGAUAAAUGAUGAACCAGAAAUGGCCUCAACAACUCGUCCAAUCAAGCCUGGAGUUGAAACAGAGAUUUAUAUGGCUAUUAAUGGUUCAUGCAGUCUGGGUAUAGGUUGCAUAGGAGGAAGUGAGACAGCACUGAAUGUUCCAGUUAUACAUGAAAUCUACCCAAACGGUACAGCAGCUAAAGAUGGGCGUCUUCGUCCUGGAGACAGGAUUAUGAGUGUUAACCACAUGUCAUUACUCGGCCUACCAUUUUUAGAAGCUAUGCAUAAACUUCAAAUGGCUUACAUCAACAAAUUAUUCAUGAUAAAAUCAGAUUGUAAAGAAGAAAACGAAAAUGUACCUGUACUUUCAAACGAUCCAAUCUAUUUUAAUCUAACAAUAUUCCGACCAACAGAACAAAAUGAAGAUUGGUUCGAUCAAGAAUUAGUAAUUGAACUAAACAAGAAAUCAGGGAAAGGUUUAGGAAUCUGCAUCGCAGACCGAUGUGUACAUCUUAAAGCAGCUGACGUUUCAUUGGAAAAAGACAAUGAGAAGAUUCGAAGCCAUUCAGAUACAAAUGCAACAGAAGUCCAAACGUCGUAUGGUGUCAUUGUAACUGAAAUAAUAAAAGGUUCAUUGGCAGCAACGGAUGGUCGCCUUAUGCCAAAUGAUCAAAUCCUCGAGGUGAAUGGAAGAAACACAAGAGGCCUUAGCAGUGAAAUAGUCGGUGCUUUGUUAAAGGCUGCUCCUUGCAAAGUCAUCCUCAAAGUGGGUAGGUUAAGAAAUCAGAUCGCUAUACCCAAUUCUGCAACGUUUCUUUUCAAUGAUCCAUGUCAAAUGAAGAGAUGAAUCAUAUCAGGAAAGUGGCAGCUUACUUUGACGAGGACAUUCAACAUAAAUUCAUCAUUCAAUGGUGCAAACAACACUACAUGGGUUUAGUCACUACUCUAUAGCUGAAUUAAGUUCUGCCAAUUUUUCCAUGUGUUUUUCAAUUCGUAUACAAUAAAAAACAAACAAAGAAAAGCUAUGAAACCUAACAUUCCAACAAUUGCAAAUAGUGUUAGUGUGAGACUAUGUUAGCUCAAUACAUCCUUAUCUUUAUUAGUGUAUCAAAUAUUUCUGCAGUGCAGUCCACACAAAACACCGUAUGACUUGUUUUGAGCGCACAAAAAUGAUAUAAUUCUUUUCUCUCUCUCUCUCUCUCCCUUUUUUUCUUGCACUUAAUAGACUGUGAAAUUUCACUACUCACUUCAUUAUUUCAGUGGCAUUAGUGUGUCCCCUCUAAUCCACUAAUUCAUUCUCAUCAAAAAAGAGAAGGAAAAACACCAAUCAGAUUGUUGACUAACAACAAAAUGAUACAGAUUAUAAAUUGAUGACCAUAUAUAUAGUCUCAUUAAUUAGGUGAAUACUUCAACUCUGUCUGUCUUCUAUUGUGUAUGCUUAAAAAAGAAAAGAAAAGAGAAACUUUAGCUUUCCUUAUUUCUGUGUAUACAGUGUAAGCGAUUAUUAAUCACACUUCUACAGUGUACUACUACAUCUUGUGAUUUUUCAAAACAGAUCGAAAUGAUAGAUAACUGUGAGCCAACUUUCGAGGAAGAAUAAUUGUAGAUAAAAUAGAUAUAUUGUUGUACUUAACUUCUUACAAUGUCUGUAUCAAUCAGUUCUCUUCACAUUUUGGUGUAUUUUCUCCUUUUCUAACAAUCACACACACACAUACACACACUCUCUGUCUCUCCUUCAUUCCAACAUAAUACACUUAGUUUGGUUUCAGUAAUGGUAAACUAGUAAUGAUAACUAACCGCCGUACUAGUGUAUUGUUUGUUGUAAUAAAAACUCUUAAAUGAACUCAUGCUAAAAGUGUUGAUAGCUGAAUCAAUUUUGUAAAUCACAAAUAUUCACACAAACACACGCUUCGUGUUGUGCUCGUUCCUCUUUUUCUCUUUUCUCCUUUCUUUUUUGAUUUCGAAAAUGAAAAACAGUUAAAGUCUUUCCAAAAAAAUAAUAAAUAAAGAACAAAAAGCCAAAAUUGUUAUCAGGGAACAGUUAGAGAGAAAAUACACGUCAUCCCUUUACUAUUAUUAUUAUUAUUUUUUGCCCCAUCUUUCCUUCUUUACUUGGUCACUUUCCUUUUCUACUUCUUUAUUAUUAUUAUUAUUAUUUUGAUGCUAGUCAUCAAGUUGUUCAUUAAUACUUGUUCAAUUUUCAAUUCAACAAACAAGUGAAAAUUUCAAGUCUAGAGUAUACUGCUCACUCAUAUAUAUAUGUAUAUGUAUAUUAGUGUAUGCAGUGAAGUAUAUAUUCCAUCCACUAAUCAUUGGAAAUGCAGAUUUAUUUCAUUUCUGAAAAUGAUGCAUAGCAUUUAGUGUUGUUUUGAUUAAAAAGAAUAAAGUAGAAAUUAUAAACUUUUUUUCUUCUUCUUCUUUCCUUUUCUUGUUAUUGUUUCUAUGUUUAGAUUUUUUGCAAACUGAAGUUUGCACUUUUCAGGUGUACUUGCUUAUCUAGAAAGGGAAUCUAUCUAUACAUCUGGUUAAUCUUCAAAACAGAAGAAAAAACAAACAAACACACACAAUAAAUAUUUCUCCUAGUAUGUCGAAAAUAUUUCAAUACACAUAUACAACAUAAUCUCUUUUGACAUUCUUCUAGUAGA